Messenger RNA from Aspergillus terreus NIH2624, 1716 nucleotides. Its product is annotated as BCS1 and AAA domain-containing protein. The record is from RefSeq and is a predicted model, not a curated record. Gene Ontology annotation, biological process: mitochondrial respiratory chain complex III assembly; protein insertion into mitochondrial inner membrane from matrix. The transcript is spliced from 4 exons. NCBI's taxonomy places the organism in Eukaryota, Fungi, Ascomycota, Eurotiomycetes, Eurotiales, Aspergillaceae. The coding region runs from base 1 to 1716 and encodes 571 amino acids. Gene Ontology annotation, molecular function: ATP hydrolysis activity; ATP binding. Gene Ontology annotation, cellular component: mitochondrial inner membrane.
AUGAGACCAAUUAACUUCCUUUAUACAAUUAGGCAUUCCUAUCACUCUACAACGGAAAGCGUUGAAUCGGCUUCGAUAAGGCCACCCAUCAUGGCCUUCUCAGCGUUGACCAGCAACGCCCUGGCGGUUCGUGUUCCCCCUGGACUGGAGAACAUCCAACGGGUGACCGGCUUCGAUUUCAUGAGCCUGGCGAACCUGGCUUUCAUCUUCGCGGGCAGCUGGACGUUCCUGCGUUAUCUGUCAACUUCCACCUUCAACCACUUUCUCCAAUACUUCUCCACGAGCGUCCGGGUCGACGGCGACGACCCCCUCUAUCACCACCUUCUGCGAUGGACGAUGGACCACCACCCGCCCAAUCCCCGAUUCUGUUCCCUCCGCGCCGUCAGCAAGACCAACGACUCUUGGGCCCACGAGGAAGAGAACCCUUUGUCCGACAACGAAGAUGGCCUGUCCGCGAUGUCAAGCCUCCCGUCCCUGUCUGGGCCCAGUCAUUUCGUCAACUAUCGAUCCAUCGUCGAUCAGCCGCCCAUCCACCUGGAGCCUCUCCAAGGCAUGCACCUCUUUCGCCAUCAGGGUAAAUUUAUCCUCUUUCGCCAUCGCAUCAUGCGCGAAAAUCAAUUCCUGAUGAGGGAGCGCGGCUACAUACACCUUCAAUGUCUUGGCGCAUCCCCGGAUGUCUUGCAGGCCCUGCUCCAGAAGGCACAGUCGUACAACCUGGAAAAGUCCCGGUCCGCGAGGAUGACCGAUGUUUACCGACUCUCUUGCGACGGCCCUGAACCCAUGUGCAGCAGAUGGUCAAGGGUUAGCACCAGCCCGUCCCGCCACAUAUCCACCGUAAUCCUUGAUAGAAAGAAGAAGGACGAGUUGCUCCGCGACAUCAAUGAGUAUCUGCACCCACGCACACGCCAGUGGUACUCAGACCACGGCAUCCCUUACCGACGAGGAUACCUGUUUUCGGGGCCCCCGGGAAUGGGGAAGACCAGUCUCGCAUCGGCCCUCGCUGGCUUUUUUGGGCUGAAUAUCUACGUGUUGAGCCUGCUCAACUCGCGUAUCACGGACGCGCACCUCAUGCAGGGGAUGUCCAAACUCCCAUCGCACUGUAUCGUCCUGCUGGAAGAUGUGGACGCCGCCGGACUGGGCCGGCGCAAUCUGGAGGAUUCUUCUUCUCCCGCAGAGCCCUCUCCCAGGACGCCGUCUCCCAUGGCGCCGCUUCCCACAGCGCCGCAUUCUACAGGGUCGGUCGGCCUCAGGUCGAUCUCGGCGGUGCCGAUGUUGGGAACCCGGAAUUCGCCCAAGAACGCCCAGGAGCCCGCCGACUCUAUCUCCUUGUCUGGUCUCCUUAAUGCCAUCGACGGAGUCUCUUCACCAGAAGGAAGAAUUCUAAUCAUGACCACCAACUCCCCGGAAACCCUGGACCCCGCGCUGAUUCGACCAGGCCGUGUCGACAUGCACGUUGACUUUGAACUCCCCUCACGGGAUCAAAUGCACGCCUUGUUCGUCAGUAUGUAUAGCGACGUGGCAACGGACGGAUCUGAGCCGGACGAGGCAGGGACAAGUCUCGAUGCGAUGGCGGAACAAUUCUCUUCCUCUAUCCCCGAAAGGUCGAUAAGUCUGGCGGAGCUGCAGGGUUACCUGCUGCGGUACAAGCACUGCCCCGAAGAUGCGUGUGAGGACGUGGCGGCGUGGGUGGAAAAGAACUAUGUACCCUUAUCUUAG